Messenger RNA from Macrobrachium nipponense, 513 nucleotides. RefSeq lists its product as uncharacterized. The coding region runs from base 1 to 513 and encodes 170 amino acids. Lineage: Eukaryota; Metazoa; Arthropoda; Malacostraca; Decapoda; Palaemonidae. The record is from RefSeq and is a predicted model, not a curated record. The transcript is spliced from 4 exons.
AUGCCGAGAGAGGAAAAAGAGAAAGAUAGGAAAGAAAGGUUAGAGCGUGAGGAACGAGACCGAAAAGAGAGGUCAGAACGUGAGGAACGAGACCGAAAAGAGAAGUCAGAACGUGAAGAACGAGACCGAAAAGAGCGGUUAGAACGGGAAGAGCGUGAAUAUAAGUUAAAGAAGAAUGAAAGAAAGAGUAAAGGAGAGGAAUCUAAUUUCUCUUGUUGUGAUAUAAAUGCUGAGUCAGCUGGUGGUGUUGAUGGUUUCAAACCAUUCUGCUUUGACGGCGUUUUGGUUGCUGGUGAUGAACAUAGUAAGGGUGUUGUUGGUGAUAUCAUUGUGGGUAUUGUCGAGUCUCUUCCGAUUCCUGGCGUAGAUGUUCUUGUUGGAAAUGAUGCUGCAGGUAAUCGUGUGGUACCGGACCCAGUGCCUUUGUUUAAGAAUGCAUUGACAGAGAAGGAGAGUAUGGCAGAAUCUACAUGUUACUACUUAAAAGCUGGGAGUGCUAAUGAGGAAAUAUAG